Messenger RNA from Rangifer tarandus platyrhynchus (Svalbard reindeer), 2844 nucleotides. The record is from the annotation of a GenBank genome assembly. Lineage: Eukaryota; Metazoa; Chordata; Mammalia; Artiodactyla; Cervidae.
AUGAACUGGAAUAAGGGUGGCCCCGGCACUAAGAGGGGCUUUGGCUUUGGAGGUUUUGCCAUCAGUGCUGGAAAGAAGGAGGAACCGAAGCUCCCACAGCAGUCCCAUAGUGCCUUUGGGGCAACCAGCUCUUCUUCUGGCUUUGGAAAAUCGGCUCCACCACAGCUCCCUUCUUUCUACAAAAUUGGUUCUAAACGGGCCAACUUCGAUGAAGAAAAUGCAUAUUUUGAAGAUGAGGAAGAAGAUUCUAGCAACGUUGAUUUACCGUACAUUCCUGCUGAGAACUCACCUACCCGCCAGCAAUUCCAUUCCAAGCCAGUAGACUCUGACAGUGAUGAUGAUCCCUUAGAGGCAUUCAUGGCUGAAGUGGAGGAUCAGGCGGCUAGAGACAUGAAGAGGCUUGAAGAAAAGGACAAGGAAAGAAAAAACGUAAAGGGUAUUCGAGAUGACAUUGAAGAGGAAGAUGACCAAGAAGCUUAUUUUCGGUACAUGGCAGAGAAUCCAACUGCUGGUGUGGUUCAAGAGGAGGAGGAAGAUAAUUUGGAAUAUGAUAGUGAUGGGAAUCCAAUUGCACCUUCCAAAAAAAUCAUCGAUCCUCUUCCUCCCAUUGAUCAUUCAGAGAUUGACUAUCCACCAUUUGAGAAAAAUUUUUACAAUGAACAUGAAGAGAUAACCAACCUCACCCCACAGCAGCUAAUAGAUCUCCGGCAUAAGCUCAACCUUCGGGUUUCUGGUGCUGCACCUCCUAGACCAGGAAGUAGUUUUGCUCAUUUUGGGUUUGAUGAACAACUUAUGCACCAGAUUCGGAAAUCUGAGUACACACAGCCCACUCCAAUACAGUGCCAGGGUGUACCUGUGGCAUUAAGUGGUAGAGACAUGAUUGGUAUUGCCAAAACAGGCAGUGGGAAAACUGCAGCCUUUAUCUGGCCCAUGUUGAUUCAUAUAAUGGACCAGAAAGAACUGGAACCAGGUGAUGGACCAAUUGCAGUGAUUGUGUGUCCCACUAGGGAGCUCUGCCAGCAGAUCCAUGCAGAAUGUAAGCGGUUUGGGAAAGCAUACAAUCUUCGAUCAGUGGCUGUGUAUGGAGGAGGGAGCAUGUGGGAACAGGCCAAGGCCCUUCAGGAAGGGGCAGAGAUUGUUGUUUGUACACCAGGUCGACUGAUUGAUCACGUGAAGAAGAAAGCUACCAACCUUCAGAGAGUCUCCUACCUUGUGUUUGAUGAAGCAGAUCGAAUGUUUGACAUGGGAUUUGAGUACCAGGUGCGGUCCAUAGCAAGUCAUGUCCGUCCUGACAGACAGACUCUCUUAUUCAGUGCAACUUUUCGGAAAAAGAUUGAAAAGCUGGCCAGAGACAUCCUGAUUGACCCCAUUCGUGUGGUACAGGGAGAUAUUGGCGAGGCAAAUGAAGAUGUGACUCAGAUUGUGGAGAUUCUCCAUUCUGGACCUAGUAAAUGGAACUGGCUCACCCGGCGUCUAGUGGAGUUUACCUCUUCAGGGAGUGUCCUCCUGUUUGUUACUAAGAAAGCCAACGCUGAAGAGCUGGCCAGUAACCUUAAGCAGGAGGGUCAUAAUCUUGGCCUGCUCCAUGGUGACAUGGAUCAGAGCGAAAGAAACAAGGUUAUUUCAGACUUUAAGAAAAAGGACAUCCCCGUCCUAGUGGCCACAGACGUUGCAGCCCGUGGUCUGGACAUUCCUUCAAUUAAGACUGUCAUUAACUAUGAUGUGGCACGAGAUAUUGACACCCAUACUCAUAGGAUUGGCCGCACAGGUCGAGCCGGUGAGAAGGGCGUGGCCUAUACCUUGCUGACACCCAAGGACAGCAAUUUUGCUGGUGACCUUGUUCGGAACUUGGAAGGAGCCAAUCAGCAUGUUUCCAAGGAGCUCCUAGAUUUGGCCAUGCAGAAUGCCUGGUUUCGGAAAUCCCGCUUCAAAGGAGGGAAGGGGAAAAAGCUGAACAUUGGUGGAGGAGGCCUGGGCUACCGGGAGCGGCCUGGCCUUGGCUCUGAGAACUCGGACCGAGGAAGUAACAACAAUGUAAUGAGCAAUUAUGAGGCCUACAAGCCCUCCACGGGAGCCAUGGGAGACCGGCUGACGGCAAUGAAAGCGGCUUUCCAGUCACAGUACAAGAGUCACUUUGUUGCUGCCAGUUUAAGCAACCAGAAGGCUGGAAGCUCUGCGGCUGGGGCGAGCGGAUGGACUAGUGCAGGGAGCUUGAAUUCAGUUCCAACUAAUUCAGCCCAGCAGGGCCACAGCAGUCCUGACAGCCCCAUUGCCAGCGCCACGAAGAGUAUCCCAGGCUUUGGCAGUACUGGGAACCUCAGCAGUGCCCCGGUGACCUACCCUUCUGCCGCAGCUCCGGGCGUCAACAACACAGCUUCAGGGAGUAACAGCCGAGAAGGGACUGGGGGUGGCAAUGGGAAAAGAGAGCGAUAUACUGAGAACCGGGGUGGAAGUCGUCACAGUCAUGGAGAGAGUGGCAAUCGGCAUGGUGAUAGUCCACGUCAUGGAGAUGGGGGUCGCCAUGGAGAUGGGGGUCGCCAUGGAGAUGGAUACCGCUACCCAGAGAGCAGCAGCCGUCACACUGACAGCCGCCGUCACGCUGAUGGUCAUCCUCACGGAGAAAACAGGCAUGGAGGGGGCGGAGGCCGACACGGGGAGAGCCGGGGUGCCAGUGACGGUCGGAAUGGUGAAAGCAGGAAGGAAAGUUGUAAUCGUGAAAGCAAGAUGGACCCCAAGGUGGACAGCCCCAAGGUGGACAAGAUGGACAGCAAGACAGAUAAGACUCCUGAUGGUUUCGCUGUCCCUGAGCCACCCAAGCGCAAGAAAAGUCGAUGGGACAGUUAG